CUGCUCGUAAAGUUGCAUUUCUCCAUCUGCACUGCACUGCUGCACCUUGAUACCUGGAACUGGAACCUCCUGCAACUUAGAGAGAGAGAGAGAGAGAGAAGUGGAGGAGGAUGUUUCGUCUGGGGAGCAGGAUCGGUGGGCCUCUGCUGGCGAAGUUGAAGGAGACGACAGGAAUCGUGGGCCUGGAGGUGGUCCCUAACGCUCGCGAGGUCCUCAUCUCUCUCUACAGUCGCACCCUCAAGGAGAUUCAGGCUGUCCCCGAGACAGAGGGCUACCGCAAGGCCGUCGAGACUUUUACCAACCAUCGCCUCAAGAUCUGCCGGGAGGAGCAGGACUGGGAGAACAUCGAGAAGAGGAUCGGUUGCGGACAGGUCGAGGAGCUCAUCGAGGAAGCGGAGGAUGAGCUCAAGCUUAUCUCCAAGAUGAUCGAAUGGGAUCCUUGGGGUGUCCCUGAAGACUAUAAGUGUGAGAUUAUUGAGGAUGACACUCCAGGACCCAAGCAUGUUCCACGCCACAGGCCAAUUCCUCUUCCAGAUGGUUUCAGGCAGGCAUUGGAGGCAGCUGCGUCAGUCCAACCUGUUGUCAACAAGAAAGAGGCGUCAGAGAAGGCUGCCAAUGGUCCAGGCCAGGCCUCGGGCUUCUGGGACGGGCUAUCAAUUGGGGCCAUUUUUGCGCCUGGUAGGGCUUUAAGCCACGUCUCGCCUGGUGGCAGCCGGGUGCAUAUCCUUUUCGCAAUGGUUAUGACGAGGUUCGAUGCAAUGAGCAUUCAAUAAGUUUUUUCCUCUGCCUGCAAAAAUCAGUCCCUAAUAAAGGAAAACUUCAAAAAUACUCAUAGGUGAAAUGCUACAGUAUUUAGUCAAUGUUAUUAGACUUGUUAUGUUUGUGGUGGUUUAUUGAAUGGACUCGCAACAGUUGACGCCGUCCAUUGUGGUUCUAUAUGAAUUUUUUGAUCGUUACGGAUAUAGCAUAUCCGUCGUGGCUGUUGAAAAAUGCAUGCCACCCAAUUUUUUUGGAAGGUGAUGAACUUAUGGGCGAAAAUAAAGAAU
Messenger RNA from Amborella trichopoda, 1046 nucleotides. Its product is annotated as putative NADH dehydrogenase [ubiquinone] 1 alpha subcomplex subunit 5, mitochondrial. Gene Ontology annotation, cellular component: respiratory chain complex I. NCBI's taxonomy places the organism in Eukaryota, Viridiplantae, Streptophyta, Magnoliopsida, Amborellales, Amborellaceae. The record is from RefSeq and is a predicted model, not a curated record. Gene Ontology annotation, biological process: respiratory electron transport chain.